Messenger RNA from Suillus paluster, 1835 nucleotides. Its product is annotated as acid protease. Lineage: Eukaryota; Fungi; Basidiomycota; Agaricomycetes; Boletales; Suillaceae. The transcript has 8 exons. Gene Ontology annotation, molecular function: aspartic-type endopeptidase activity. Bases 447 to 1733 code for a protein of 428 amino acids. Gene Ontology annotation, biological process: proteolysis. The record is from RefSeq and is a predicted model, not a curated record.
UUAAAAAGUCUGAAUCUGAGUGCUCUGAGUGCUCAUAUUAUCCGAUCUCUUGAGCGUCCAGAACCCUGCAGCAUUGCUUCGUUGAUAUCCGCCUAUUAUUGACUGCGAACAUGGCAGGUCUUCUUGAUUGUCAAUGCAUCCGGCGUCGGCUCCGAGCUCGUCUUAAUCCAUCAUUUUGUGGGAUGCAUCAUGCUGGUGCGUUGCUUGCAUUUUUGUGUUGGGACUGUAAAUCCUAUGUUCAGUCAGCUUCCUUCCCCUUUGUGAUGAACAAGCUCUGUUGUGAGUUCACAUUCCACAGCGGAGUUGUUUUCUGGGACAAGUCGUCUCGCCCUUUAUGAUGUGGUGUACGUACAGGGUUACCAUGUUAGCGCACUGCAGCUCGUCUUUGAGCGCUAAUAUCGCUUUAAAACUCCUGAACUUGAUGGUCUCAUGUUCCGCAUGCCAUCAUGAGCUACCUUAUACGUUUGCUUAUUUUAUCUGAAAUUUUCUUCUCGUCACCCUCCGCCUCUGCAGUAUCUGUUCUCAGUUUUCCCUUGACCAAAGUUGAUAUCAGACCCACUGACUCGAGAGGCUCGUACGAUGUUGUGUCGACUUUAAAGCGCGGCGCUUUCACGAACGUCUCUGUUACCAACAUGGGCUACUCUCAGUAUGUCAUGAACGUCGGUGUCGGGGAUCCUCCAACGUAUUAUUCGCUAGUGGUCGACACAGGCAGCUCUAUAACAUUCGUCGGGAGAAGCAAACCGUACAACAAAACGUCUACUAGUAUUGCGACGGGCCAGAACGUGGAGGUGACUUAUGGUCUGGGAUAUCUGGCUGGACCAGAGUACUACGAUACGGUUACACUGGCACCCGAUAUUGUCAUCACCAACCAGUCUAUCGGGAACGUAGUCGCCUAUACUGACUGGCCUGGUGUAGAUGGCGUUUUGGGAGUCGGUCCAGUUAACCUUACUGUGGGGUCGUUGUCUCCAAAUAUCACAUCAAUUGUCCCUACCGUUAUGGACAACGCCCGACUACAGGGUUUGAUUCAGCAACAGAUUAUGAGUGUAUCGUUCGCUCCAGCAUCCACUGACAAUGACACAAACGGAGUCGUCAUGUUUGGAGGCGUCGAUUCAUCAUUAUUCGUUGGUAAUAUUACAUAUGUCCCUGUCACAAGCACCUAUCCCGCAGCGUUGUCUUGGGGGAUCAAUGUAACGAGUUGCUUUUACGGCGAAACGAUUAUUUUUUUGACUUCGACUGCUGGAACUGUUGAUACUGGAAAUUCACUCGUAGCGCUUGCUGAUGACUUUUUUGCCACAUACAUGGCUGCCAUUCCUGGUUCGUAUUAUGACAACCAGUCAUCAUUCAUUGUUAUCCCGUCAUCAUCAAUCGGGAACAUGCAACCGCUGAACCUUACGAUUGGCGGUGCUGUGUUUACAAUGGACGUUGCUGCGCAGCUUGUCCCAAUUGGCCAGGACUCUGCUUGGGAUGGAAAUCCUGGAGUACAGUAUGGUACGGUCGGACCCUUGGGACGCCAAAGCGGCCAGGGCUGGGAUUUCGUCCUCGGUCAGAAGUUUCUAGAAAGAUAUUACGCCGUCUUUGAUGGCGAAAAGAACCGUGUGGGUUUAGCAUAUACAAACUACUCCACAUCACCUCCGCCCGAAACUUCAAGCGCUUCAUCAAAUACAUUUGGAUUCUCUCUACUAGCAUUACUAUCAAUAAUUACCCAAGCCUAUACCCUGCAACUCAUGUUUUGAUUUUAACAUAUCUGGAGGCACGUACAUUCACUAGGACUUAUAUAUAUAGCAUGUAUAUAGCGUAUGUAAUCAAUACAUCGACAUGGUAGCGUGUGCACACCG